Molecule: messenger RNA, 1501 nt
Organism: Neoarius graeffei (lesser salmon catfish)
Lineage: Eukaryota; Metazoa; Chordata; Actinopteri; Siluriformes; Ariidae
Gene: fam50a
Product: family with sequence similarity 50 member A
Exons: 13
Coding region: 160-1158 (332 amino acids)
Biological process (GO): chromatin organization
Cellular component (GO): nucleus
Source: RefSeq, a predicted model, not a curated record
GCCAUAAAACGCCAGAGAAGAAGAAACUCAGGAGGAGGAGGAGGAAGAAGAAGAGAAGGAGGUCUAGAUCUUCUGAGGUUGUUUGUCGAAAUUAUUAUUUGACGGAAUUUGGUAGUUCAUAAUUUCUAGUUAAAACUCUCCAGUCACUGUAAAGUGAUCAUGGCCCAGUAUAAAGGAGCGGCUAGUGAAGCGGGGAGAGCCAUGCAGCUGAUGAAGAAACGCGAGAGAGAGCGAGAGCAACUGGAGCAGUUAAAACAGAAAAUAGCUGAGGACAACAUUGUGAAAUCCAACAUUGAUAAAAAGUUCUCUGCUCAUUAUGAUGCUGUUGAACAAGAGCUGAAGUCCAGCACUGUGGGUCUGGUGACUUUGAAUGACAUGAAAGCAAAACAAGAAGCCCUUGUAAAAGAGCGAGAAAAGCAGCUGGCCAAGAAGGAGCAGUCUAAAGAGUUACAGCUAAAAUUGGAGAAGCAGAAAGAGAAAAAGAGAAAAGAGGAACAGAAGAGAAAAAUUGCUAGCUUGUCUUUCAGUCCAAAUGAUGGAGAAGAGGAAGAUGAGGAAGAUAAUGGAGAGGAUGAAGACUACACCCCAGUUAAGAAAAAGAAGCUGGGGAAGAACCCUGAUGUCGACACAAGCUUUCUUCCAGACAGGGAAAGAGAGGAGGAGGAAAAUCGCCUGAGAGAGGAGCUUAGGCAGGAGUGGGAACGGAAGCAGGAGAAAAUCAAGGGUGAAGAGAUUGAAAUCACUUUCAGUUACUGGGAUGGAUCUGGACACCGGAAAACAGUCAAGAUGAAGAAAGGCAAUACUAUUCAGCAGUUUCUACAAAGAGCCCUGGAGGUUCUGAGAAAAGACUUCAGCGAGUUGAGGUCUGCUGGAGUGGAGCAGCUCAUGUACAUUAAGGAGGAUCUGAUCAUCCCUCAUCACCACAGCUUCUAUGACUUCAUUGUGACAAAAGCUAGAGGCAAAAGUGGGCCACUUUUCAGUUUUGAUGUUCAUGAUGAUAUCCGAUUGGUAAAUGAUGCUACGGUUGAGAAAGAUGAGUCUCAUGCAGGAAAAGUGGUUCUGAGGAGCUGGUAUGAAAAAAACAAACACAUAUUUCCUGCCAGCCGCUGGGAGCCUUAUGAUCCUGAAAAAAAAUGGGACAAAUACACGAUCCGAUGAGGUGGCUUUUGUGGUGUUCAUACUUGAUGAAUAUAUUGCAUUUUUUCCAGAGGACAUCAUUCAAACAGCAUGCAAUAUUUUAAAGAUUUUUUUGUUGCUCUUUUAAAAAUGCAUAUGCAUUUCUAACGUCUAUCAUACUUAAGUGUCCCUUUUUACAGGGAAAUUGGUCUCAAACAGCUUACACACAGUGGAUAAACAUCAAUUUUAUGCCAUAAGUAGAUUGUAUUAUGGGAGUAAAGUUUAGAAAUAUCCUUUAGGAUGUAAAUAUAUUGGUUAGUUUUCAACCUUUUGCAUUAAUGCAGUGUCAUGUCAUAAAUAAAUGUACUUUUUUUUGGUAUUUGCA